UGAACAUGAGCGCAAACAUGUACAUCUGGGUGAACAUGAGAGCGAACAUGUACAUCUAGGCAAACAUGAAAGCAAACAUGUACAUCAAGAUGAACAUGAGAGCGAACAUGAACAUCUAGAGGAACAUGAGAGCGAACAUGUACAUCUAGAGGAACAUGUACAUCUAGGCAAACAUGAAUGCAAACAUUUACAUCUAGAUGAACAUGAGAGCGAACAUGUACAUCUAGAGGAACAUGUACAUCUAGGCAAACAUGAAUGCAAACAUUUACAUCUAGAUGAACAUGAGAGCGAACAUGUACAUCUAGGCGAACAUGA
Molecule: messenger RNA, 315 nt
Organism: Owenia fusiformis
Lineage: Eukaryota; Metazoa; Annelida; Polychaeta; Sabellida; Oweniidae
Source: the annotation of a GenBank genome assembly